UCCCUGAGCGCCUCCCGCUGUUCCGCGUGUUAGCAUCGAGAUGGCGUCCCGUAAAGAGUCCGGCGCCGCGGCGCCCUCCGUGACGGCUUUCAGCAGCGGCACCCUGGACUCUCCAGUCAAGCAGAUCCAGAUCGAGGGCUUGGUGGUGCUGAAGAUCAUCAAGCACUACCAGGAAGAGGGCCAGGGCAGCGAGGUGGUGCAGGGCGUGCUGCUGGGCCUGGUGGUGGAGGACCGGCUGGAGAUCACCAACUGCUUCCCCUUCCCCCAGCACAACGAGGAAGACACCGACUUCGAUGAAGUCCAGUACCAGAUGGAGAUGAUGCGUUCUCUGCGCCACGUGAACAUCGACCACCUUCACGUGGGCUGGUACCAGUCCACCUACUACGGCUCCUUCGUCAGCCGAGCGCUGCUCGACUCCCAGUUCAGCUACCAGCACGCCAUCGAGGAGUCCGUGGUGCUCAUCUACGACCCCAUAAAGACGGCUCAGGGCUCCCUGUCCCUGAAGGCCUACAGACUCACCCCCAAACUCAUGGAGAUCUGCAAAGAGAAGGACUUCACGCCGGAGGGCUUGAAGAAGGCCAACAUCGGCUUUGAGCACAUGUUCGAAGAGGUGCCGAUUAUCAUCAAGAACUCCCACCUCAUCAACGCGCUCAUGUGGGACCUGGAGGACAAGUCGACGGUCGCCGACAAGCACGAGCUGCUCAACCUGUCGAGCAGCAACCACCUGGAGAAGAGCCUCCAGCUGCUGAUGGACCGGGUGGACGACAUGAGCCAAGACAUCGUCAAGUACAACACGUACAGCCGCAACCAGAGCAAGCAGCAGCAGCAGAAGCACCAGUACGUGCAGCGGCGUCAGCAGGAGAACACGCAGCGUCAGAGUCGAGGAGAGCCUCCGCUGCCGGAGGAGGACACCAGCAAGAUGUUCAAGCCCCCUCAGGCGCCAGCGCGCAUGGACACGCUGCUCAUUGCAGGUCAAAUCAACAACUACUGCCAGAACGUGAAGGAGUUCACCUCUCAGAACCUGGGGAAGCUGUUCAUGGCGGAGGCCCUCCAGGGCCACAACUAGAGAGCUGAGGCCCUCCAGGGCCACAACUAGGGGCCACACGGAGCCUUCAUUUGUUUUCCAAUAAUUAAUUCAUUGUUUUUAUGCCACGCUCCAGCCUGAAAACCUAAAUUGUCUUUGACGAUAAUAAUAAAGCGUUGUCUCCACAUCGUGUGUCUGAUGGUGA
Molecule: messenger RNA, 1229 nt
Organism: Pseudoliparis swirei
Lineage: Eukaryota; Metazoa; Chordata; Actinopteri; Perciformes; Liparidae
Product: eukaryotic translation initiation factor 3 subunit H
Exons: 8
Coding region: 41-1066 (341 amino acids)
Cellular component (GO): cytosol; eukaryotic translation initiation factor 3 complex; eukaryotic 43S preinitiation complex
Molecular function (GO): metallopeptidase activity; translation initiation factor activity; protein binding
Source: RefSeq, a predicted model, not a curated record